Condylura cristata (star-nosed mole) is the source of this 3348-nucleotide messenger RNA. RefSeq names its product scavenger receptor class F, member 2 (gene SCARF2). The transcript has 12 exons. Bases 1 to 2601 code for a protein of 866 amino acids. The record is from RefSeq and is a predicted model, not a curated record. Lineage: Eukaryota; Metazoa; Chordata; Mammalia; Eulipotyphla; Talpidae. Gene Ontology annotation, molecular function: scavenger receptor activity.
AUGGCAGUGCCCACUGGCUUGACUGAUGCUGAGGGCACCAAGAUGAGGUACCCAGCCGGGGGGCCGCUGCCGCCGCCGCUGCUACUCCCGCUGCUGUUGCUGCUCUGGCUACUACCCGGCCCCGCGGCGCCCCAGGAGCUGAACCCUCGCGGCCGCAACGUGUGCCGCGCGCCGGGCUCCCAGGAGCCCACGUGCUGCACCGGCUGGAGACAGCAGGGGGAUGAGUGUGGAAUUGCGGUGUGUGAAGGCAACUCUACCUGUUCGGAGAACGAAGUGUGUGUGCGGCCAGGGGAGUGCCGCUGCCGGCACGGCUACUUCGGUGCUAACUGCGACACCAAGUGCCCGCGCCAGUUCUGGGGCCCCGACUGCAAGGAGCUUUGUAUUUGCCACCCGCACGGGCAGUGUGAAGACGUGACGGGCCAGUGCACAUGCCACGCGCGGCGCUGGGGCGCACGCUGCGAGCAUGCGUGCCAGUGCCAGCACGGCGCGUGCCACCCGCGGAGCGGCGCGUGUCGAUGCGAGCCUGGCUGGUGGGGCGCGCAGUGUGCCAGCGCGUGCUAUUGCAGCGCCACGUCGCGCUGUGACCCGCAGACGGGCGCGUGCCUGUGCCACGCAGGGUGGUGGGGCCGCAGCUGCAAUAAUCAGUGCGCCUGCAACACGUCGCCGUGCGAGCAACAAAGCGGCCGCUGUCAGUGCAGGGAGCGCACGUUCGGUGCGCGCUGCGAGCGCUACUGUCAAUGCUUCCGCGGCCGCUGCCACCCCGUGGAUGGUACAUGCGCCUGCGAGCCGGGCUACCGCGGGAAGUACUGCAGAGAGCCAUGCCCGGCUGGCUUUUACGGCCUGGGCUGCCGCCGCCGAUGCGGUCAGUGCAAGGGCCAACAGCCAUGCACCGUGGCCGAGGGCCGAUGCCUGACGUGCGAGCCCGGCUGGAACGGCACCAAGUGCGACCAACCGUGCGCCACAGGCUUCUACGGCGAAGGCUGUGGCCACCGCUGCCCGCCAUGCCGCGACGGUCACGCUUGUAACCACGUCACCGGCAAGUGCACGCGCUGCAACGCGGGCUGGAUUGGCGAUCGGUGCGAGACCAAGUGCAGCAAUGGCACUUACGGCGAGGACUGCGCAUUCGUGUGCGCUGAUUGCGGCAGCGGCCACUGCGACUUCCAGUCUGGGCGCUGCCUGUGCAGCCCCGGUGUUCAUGGACCCCACUGUAACCUGACGUGCCCGCCUGGACUCCAUGGCGUGGACUGCGCCCAGAUCUGCAGCUGCCAUGAAGAGUCGUGCGACCCAAUCACCGGUGCCUGCCGCCUGGAGACCAACCAGCGCAAGGGCGUGAUGGGCGCUGGCGCGCUGCUCGCCCUGCUUCUCGGCCUGCUGCUGUCGCUGCUGGGCUGCUGCUGCGCCUGCCGCGGCAAGGACCCCGCGCGCCGGGAGCUCUCGCUGGGGAGGAAGAAGGCGCCGCAGCGACUGUGUGGGCGCUUCAGUCGCAUUAGCAUGAAGUUGCCCCGGAUCCCGCUCCGCCGGCAGAAGCUACCCAAGGUCGUAGUGGCCCAUCACGACCUGGAUAAUACACUCAACUGCAGUUUCCUGGAACCACCCUCAGGCCUGGAGCAGCCUUCACCAUCGUGGUCCUCCAGGGCCUCCUUUUCCUCCUUCGACACCACUGAUGAAGGGCCUGUAUACUGUGUGCCCCACGAGGAGGCAACAGCCCAGAGCCGCGAUGCAGAAGCCCCUACCGGCCCUGCGGAGGCAUCCUCCCCAUUGACCCUGACCACUGCAGAGUCGGUGGAGGAGGCGACACCUCUCCCUGCCUCCUCAGACAGUGAGCGGUCCUUGUCCAGCGUGGAAGGGCCCAGCGGGGCGCUAUAUGCCCGCGUGGCCCGGCGCGAGGCCCGGCCGGCCCGGGCCCUGGGGGAUCCUGGAGGCCAGUCACUUUCGCCAUCGCCUGAGCGCAGGAAGCCGCCACCACCUGACCCGGCCACCAAACCCAAGGUGUCCUGGAUCCAUGGCAAGCACGGCGGCGCCGCUGCCGCUGCCGGUUCACCCUCACCACCACCCUUGAGCCCCGAGGCCGCGCCCAGUCCCAGCAAGAGGAAACGGACGCCCAGCGACACCUCGGCCAGGAGGGAUGAGCAGGGCUGCCCCACGGCACGCGACUCGACCUCACGGCCCCCCGGGCUGGCGGAGGAGGGGCCGGCAUUCGGGGCGCCCUCGCCGCCGCGGGCUCGGGCGCGAGGCCGCGGCCCUGGCAUCCCUGAGCCCAUGGACGCUGGCGGUCCCCCGCUCAGCGCGCCGGAGGCGGCUUCCAUGCUGGCGGCUGAGCUUCGCUGCAAGACUCGUAGCCUGGGCCGCGCGGAGGGGACCCUGGGCGCGCAGGGUGCGCGCGAGAAGCCCGCGCCGCCGCAAAAGGCCAAGCGCUCGGUGCUGGCCACCUCGCCGGCUCGCCCAGUCCCGGAGCCCAAGCUCCCGGGGGUCGAAAAGGUGGCAACUGGCGCGCCUGUGCCUGAUACCCCCAGGAAGAAGACCCCCAUUCAGAAACCGCCGCGCAAGAAAAGCCGAGAAGCGGCGGGCGAGCUGGGCAGGGCCGGCGCGCCUACCCUGUAGCAGCUGGCAGGCACGGUGCCCGCAACUUCCCUCGGCUUCGCAGCGCUGCUUGCCACCCCGCGUUCUGCGCUCUCCGGACGUCUCCCAGGAUGUCUCCUAGGCCCCCUGGGCACGGGUGGCCUGGCGGGAGGCCGUGUCUCAUUGGCUCAGGCCCCAAAUAUUUGGAGUUUUACCUUCUGGCCAGAAGGCUCAGCCCAUUGGUCGAGGCCUACAGUGGCCUAGUGGGCACCUCCCUUCCUUCUGGCCAAGUUAUUGAAGUUCCCAGCAGCCGAGCAGCCUGGAUCUCAAAGGCCCAGGACUGCAGGAGCCCUGUCUAGAGACCACAUCUUUCUGGCCAGACCUGCACUUGACUGGGGCUACUUUCUCAUUGGCUGAUGCCAGAAGCACUUCUGCCCCACCUGCCUCUCCCUGGUCAGGGCCUGGUGCCUCUGGCUGGGGUCUCCUUUCCUAGAACCUAUCCUGGCUACUCCCACUGGCCCAGUCCCAGGGCAUUUGGUUACUGGGAGCCUGGGGAAGAGGGCUGGUCCCUGCUUCUCAGAGGGCUCACUGACCCUGGACUUGGCUGUCCCACCUCUGUGAGACAGCACUGGCCCUUCAGCUAUCAGCUGGUUUUGAUGGCCUCCCACCACCCACACAUAUCAGAAUCCAAGGGGUAACUCCAGUGGCCUGAGGAGAUGUAUUUAUAGGCCCCCGGAUGGGCUCAUCCCAGCAGGGGCUUGGCCAAAGCUUUCUUAAUAAAGUGCCUUA